Phyllopteryx taeniolatus (common seadragon) is the source of this 6141-nucleotide messenger RNA. RefSeq names its product neuronal tyrosine-phosphorylated phosphoinositide-3-kinase adapter 1. Gene Ontology annotation, biological process: neuron projection morphogenesis; phosphatidylinositol 3-kinase/protein kinase B signal transduction. Lineage: Eukaryota; Metazoa; Chordata; Actinopteri; Syngnathiformes; Syngnathidae. The record is from RefSeq and is a predicted model, not a curated record.
CCGACGUCGCAUUGAAUUGCACGAUGCUUCCCAAUCAGCCGCGCCGCGCUAUUUAUCCUAACAGAAUGGAAGAACUCCCACGGCAAGCGAAAGGCGUCAAUCGGCAGAUAAACGUGUAAAUCGGCGCUUUUUCCAGGCAGCCUCGGUUGCCACAUCUGGGGAGGGAUCGGAUCGGAUUUUUCACGCCCUCCGCGAGCGGCGCCUCAGCAGGACAGCUGUGUCAUCAACAACCGGCGUGGUUUUGUUGUCGUCUCCUCCGACAGCCGCUUGGCUUGCGGCCAGUCUGCUCGUGCGCCCGCCGCCGCCGCUUCAGCACCGAGCUCGGCGGCCUCGCGACAACACGUCCCAUCGUCUCGGUCCUCCUCGUGUACCAUGAGCUCUGGCUCUGCCCAGGAUGUGGCAGUCGAGCAUUUCCUGCGUGACAUAGAGAGGCGGAGUAAGCGGCUACACUGCGCUGUGAUUGGCUGCGAGGCGGAGCGACCCCGCAGCGACAUGAACCUGCUGUAUCGCAAGAGCCGUUUGGAUUGGAGGCACAGGGACCAAGAUGGAAGCAAGAAAAGCUCCUCUCAAAAUGACCCCUCGGCGACCGUCGGCAAAGUCAGAGACUUGGCCUCGUUCCCGCACUUCCGAAUGGGCUUCAUGACCAUGCCGGCCUCCCAGGACCUUUCCCCUCACUCGUGUGCCUCAGCCAUGGCGCCGCGCUCGCAGUCCUGCCACGCGGUCGGUGCCGGGGACGCAAGUCUCGAGAACGGAGAUUACUCCGACAGCCAGUCCCAACACGGCGGCCGGUGCCCGCCGGUCAAACCCAAGCGCCACCCGAGCACUCGCCUCAGCUCCUCAUCCGCCGACGGCAGAGGACCUCCGGAGACGCCGCCGCCGCCUCCGCCGCCCUCCCACUCGCAGGCCAAGCACUCCGAGAAGAAGAAUGCCAUGAAGAAGUCCGACUCGGGAGACCUUGGCUCAAAAAAGCUGCCUCCUUUAAAACCCAAGAGAAGUCCCAGCACCCAGCUCUCCUUUGACCCACUUCCUCCACGUGUGCCUCAUUCUGCCGCAUCCCUCCCUUUCCAGGGAGCCGACUCGCAAGUCCAGACCAGAGACGGGGACGAUGAGCCGGUCUACAUCGAGAUGGUGGGUCAAGUGUUUACCAGAGAGAGCCAGACCGCGACCCCCCACCCCGUCACUCCCGUAGCCACCACGCCCGAUUCGGACUCGGACCAGAGUGAGGCCAUCUACGAAGAAAUGAAAUACCCGCUGCAAGAGAACCGAGAAUCUCAGAGACACCUGCCGGCCAAACACGAGAAGAUGAAAAGUUCGAAACAUUACCACGUCACCCCCUCGCCCUCCGGCAGCUCCUCGUCACUGCCGCGACCCUCCUCUUCCUCUCCCUCCUACUCUAAACCCAAAGCUACCGUCUCCAUCUCUCAUUCGUCCCCACUCCCUUCCUCCGCAUCCUCCACCCCCGUCCCCCAGGUCCUAUCCACCAGCCCUCACACUCCACGAGCGCCUACUCCCUACCUGCUGCAAGGGAGUAAAUGUGAACCAGACUCCAACACAAAGAUCCCCGCGCCUUUCCCAAAUCUUCUCCAGCACCGGCCCCCGCUGCUGGCUUUCCCUCAACCUGCAGCGGCCUCCAGCGGCGUGGGGGUGCAGAGCAAGGGUUCGGCCUCCUCCAAAAUGGGGACUCAAACGUCCAGCGUGACCACUCAAGCCGGAACCUCCUCCUCCUCCUCCUCUUGCUCCAACGUUCCGUCAUCAGGCUCCAAAGAGCCGUCGGGAGGAAGUGUGACGCCGCAAGAGAAACACAGCAGAGAUUCCCAGUCGGGACCCGCUCCCGGACUCAGAGCCAGGAGUCACUCGACGCCACUGCCGCCGUCCUCUAAAUCGACCUCACCUUUCUCCCACCACCACCACCACCACCCUCACCAUCGGCCCUCCCACUACCAUCACUAUCGCAAGCCAGAGAGGGGUGACUCUCCCGUUCCGCUCAAGAGCAGCUCUCAGACUUCCACCCAGGCCACCGUGCAGACCCAGACUUCAGGUACGGGCAAGGAAGGGAAGUCUGUUAGCUUCCUCUUGAAGACGGACAAAGGAGAGAAGGAUAAGGAUAGGGAUCGGGACAGGGACAGGGACAGGGACAGGGACAGGGACCGGGACCGAGAUCGAGAUCGAGAUCGAGACAGGGACAGGGACAGGGACAGGGAUAGAGGUAGAGACAAGGACAGAGACCGGGACCGGGACCGGGAUAGCGGUCCGCACUCUUUGCAACUGGAUCUUCUUCCUGCCACAAGCAGUCAAACGUCUCAAGGCAGCACCAGCUCCACGCCGACGCCUCUGUCUUCAUCCCAUCGCCCUCAUUCUCGUCCUCAUUUGCGCUCUCACACGCCCCACGGCCUGCCAGCUUACAGGCCGCCAUCCUCUGACAGCCCGCUGCUGUGGACUUACCCCUCCGGAGGCUUCCGCAGACCGCCGGCUUACGAGAGCUUGAGAGGAAGCUCGCAGACGCCGUCCUCGCAACAGCCCUCCAGCCUCACCGGUGUCGGCGAGGUUGGAUCCAAGAGUGGCGAAGGCUUUUCGUCGCUCCAGUCCAAAGCCGGCUUCAUGCCGUGGGACAGCAGCUCUAGCUUUGCAGCCGACGAAGGCUUCUCUUGGCCCCUGCAGAGGAAAUUGUCCUUCAGCCAUGGGAGCAGAGAAACCGAAAAAGAAGAAGGCCGAACUUGGAACGGCAGUGCCGAUGCCUUAUUGAGGAUGGAUAAGGAAGAGUUGGGAACGGGACUUCGAGGGGGCCCGUCGAGCAUCCCGGUGCACUACAGCGGCGCCGCGAGCCGGACCCUCGGCCACUGUGAGUCGCUGGCGGGCGGCGACGGCGGCCCGGGAUUCAGAGCCCUGCCCAGAAUCGGGAUGCCGCUUCCCUGCCAGACGUUUCCCGCCUGUCGCAACGGAGAAGCGGGGCGGCUGGGCCGUUCCUCCUCCGCUGCUGGGGCGAGACAGGCGGGCGGAGGUGACGUCCAGCGCCAGAGCAGUCUACCGGCACGAGAAGCCCUCCAUCAGCCGCAGCCUCAAGCGUCCUGCGGUCCCGGCAGUCCCGGCGUGUCUCGGCAGCGGCAGCAUCUGCAGCUCCACCAGCAGCAGUUGCAGUUGAAGCAGCAGCUCCAGCAGCUUCAGCAACAGCACCACCUGCAGCUGCAGUUCCAGCAGCUCGCUCGGCUGGCGCAGGGUCAGCCCGCCGCGGGCUCCGGCGCCGCCUCGUCCGCGAUGCAGACCCAGAGAGACGGCAAGUUGCUGGAAGUCAUCGAGCGCAAACGCUGCCUCUGCAAGGAGAUCAAGGCCCACAGGCGCCCCGAUAAAAGCCUGUGCAAGCAGGACAGCAUGCCCAUCCUCCCUAGCUGGAGACGGACACCCGAACCGCGCAAGACGGGCACGCCGCCUUGCCAAAGGCCGCAGGCCGUCGUGUGGGACACGGCGAUCUGACAGGAGGCCGGCCAGGACGGCGCUGACACGCAUGAGCGAGGGGGCCUCGUAUCACGAGACGGGGAGUCAGCCUUUUGUCUGACGGCGGCGGUUGCAGUUGCGCCGCUUCCGCAGAGCGCUGACGGAUAGAGGUCAAAGGUGAGAGCAGCAGUGAUGCCGAGGUGGAGCUGCUUGUUUCGAAACGGAAAUAAAAGAUAAGCAGGCGUUCCGAUCUUCUUCUCCUUCCCCUUCUGCGAAUCCUCCUCUCCGAUCUUUGCCUGUCGUCCGCGUCGUCUGCUACGUCUCCGGAUAUUUGCAAGUCUUCCUCGUCACGUCCGGAAAUCUCCUCUUUGGUCUUCCUCGUCGCCUCCCUACCAUUUGGCGUGUCCCUCCGCCGAUAUACCCACUCACACUUUCCUCCACUUAACUCUCGUCUUUCCUUCCGUCUUUCACACUUCAAAUUGCUCUCGACAGUCGGGGCCCUAAUUUUCCGACUUAUACCUCUGUUGGUCAUUUCAUAGACGAAGGCAGCCCGGCGGAUCCGAGAGCGGGCGGGCUGCGCCGCCGUGGGUGUGUUUACAGCUGACGUCGUUCGCCGCCAAUCGAAGCGGCGUUUCUGUGCGGAAGAGGAUGAUGCGUAACGCGACGUACGCACCUCUGCCCAGUGUGCCACAGACAAUGUGAGCGGGUACCCAUUUGAAAUAGAAAGUGAGCCGCUGAUAACUGCCGGCGACCUAAAAAUGUCCACGGACCUCGGUCCGAUCAAAUUCAACCAAAUUGCCGUUAGACCAGCGGUCUACCCUAGGCCAAGAUUCAGAUGUGUUCCGAGCAGGUGCAAGUUAAGACGCACUUUCUGCCACCAAAUUGUCACUCUGAGGGCACUCCAUCUGCCGCGGCGGAAUGCUCACCUUGGCGCCAAAUUGGCAAACUUGCAAGCGAGCCUUUGGCUUGCACAAAGAUCAGAAUCUUCCAGCGUUCGCAGGAUGCGCUGCCUGCGAAAAGAGAGCCCGCGAUCCGCACUCCUUGAGCUCCUGCGCCUUCUCCACUCCCUCAAUCUUGCCGCAGCUGACCUUCAUUCCUCGCCUCUCCAGGUUCUCCUCCACCUGCUCCCUCCUCUCACCGCAGAGCCCGCCCGAGCUCAUCUGCCAGUCUGUCCAUCACCAGAUCAAACGGGGACGCGAAUCGAACAAGGGAAAUGUCUUGCCCGGUUCAUUUCUACGUACUAAACUAUCCCUCCGGUUCUAAUUGCCAACAAUUUUGCCAUUAUUCUCACUGCUGAGGACGCCAGUUCGAUAGGAAAGCCUGAGAUCCGAAUUGCCAAAUUUCCUCCUGACUACUUGACGCAUCGAUUUUUUAUUAUUUAUUUUUUGUUUUCCCCUCCAAUGCACAGAGAGGAAUUAAAUGAAAGAGCAACACGAGUCCCACAGGCUCUGUGGUGCGUACAGGUAGGACUCCUUGCCAAGUCCUUCAAGUGUUUCUUGAAAAUUGUCAAUGAGUACGACACGUCUUGGUAUCGGUCGAUUGUCGUCGUGGAUGCAAGUGAUCGCCGAGGUGUCAAAGCUACCUACUCUAUGUGUUUGCAUAAUAUUUGUAAAUCAAGUUACUUUCGCUACAUUAUGUUUUUUGGGGUUUUUUUUCUCAAUUUUAUAGCAAUAUGCUCCCGGUGUGUGUGUGGUGGGGAGGGGGGGUGGGGGGGGUGUGUGACAUAACUCGCGGUGACUUCUAGCCUAUAAACGUACAUAUCUUAAGACUUGAACGAGUCAUAUUUACUGUGUCAUCCUCCGCAUGUCACAAUAGACAUACAGUCCUGUACAAAUACUGUGUAGAGAUGAUCAUGUGUGAAUUUUACAUACAGCAGAACGUCACGAUUGAGAACACGUGCUUGUAUAAAGAUGUUUUUUUUUUUUGGGGGGGGGGGGGGGGGGGGGGUUUCGGUACAAAAAGGAAAAGGGUGCGAAAAAUUGCUGAUCACUGAGGCUCAUUGAAUGAGACCGCUGUCCAAACGAUACAACGAACACGACUGUGAGUGUCGAUCACCUCAAACAGAAUGCUGGAACAAUCUGCACAACAAACCCUAAUGUACUGUAAAUAGAUAUGUACAAGUGUAUUGAAAAUGUAGCAAUUCUUUCCAUUUUCAUACUUGUAAUCAAUACAUAUUAUGUAGCAUAAACUGUAUAAACUUUGUUCACUUGUUUUUUGUUUUUUUUUUAUCUGCUGCAGCCAGGCCUUGCAUUACUUCGAGUUGUAAUAAACAGUAAACGCAGUCCAACACUUUCUUUAUGCAAGAUUCCCUUUAAGAUCACUUUCCUUUUGUAUUUGAUUUGAUUUGUAAUUAUUUUGACUUGACUCGUGGACAGAGUUCAACAGCUUGUCGUCUCCUCGCUGCUAUCUCCAACUACGGAUGUCGUCCGUUCCGAUGCUCACGCUGUCGCCGUCAGAAAACACGGUUAAUAUUCACGUGCUUAUUGUCACAUGUUUUUUUUGUUUUUUGUUUUUGUUUUGAUCUCGGAAAGCCACGUGAACUGGACUUCUGAAAAGUGAGCCCUCGUGUAAAAGUAUAAAGGCGUUUGAAUGUCUCUUGAUGGUUGUUGUUUAUGAUAGUUAGCACCAACAUGUAACCCCGUGAGAAGAAGACCUACCUAAGUGUCGGAGAGUCACUGCUUGGCCUUUUGUUUUUGUUUCACCUGCGCAUGU